ACCGUACCCGGCCGCCGUCCUUUUAGCGCCUGCGCACUGUGGGCGGAGGGGAGCUGAUGGCGGCGGCGGGGCUGUCAGGUGUCCGCUGGCUGCGGGCGGCGGCCUUGCUGCGGGCGGCGGGGGGCCGGGCAGCCCCGCUGGGGGCCCGAGCAGCUUCGGGCUUGCCCAAGCACUUGAUGCCUGGACCUUACCCCAAGACCCCAGAGGAAAGGGCAGCUGCUGCUAAGAAAUACAAUAUGAGGGUGGAGGACUAUGAGCCACAUCCGGAUGAUGGCAUGGGGUAUGGUGAUUAUCCCAAACUUCCUGACCGAUCUCAUCAUGAGAGAGACCCCUGGUAUCAGUGGGACUACCCCGGUCUGAGACAAAACUGGGGAGAGCCGAUGCACUGGCACUUUGACAUGUUUCUCCGGACCCGUGUUGACACGUCCCCCACUGUGGUACCCUGGCACACCAUGCGCAAUCAGUUCUUCUUCUUUAUUGGCUUCAUGCUGUUUAUGUUCUGGCUUGGAGAAAUGUACCCAUCCUACAUGCCUGUGGGACCGAAGCAAUAUCCCUACAAUAACCUGUACCUGGAGCGAGGGGGCGAUCCCAGCAAAGAGCCCCCAGAGGUGAAGAACUAUGAAAUCUGAAAGAUGCAUGGAAAUGUAGCUCUUCUCCUGGGACAUUUACUCUGGGGGUCCUCCAGAAUGUUCACUGCAGGAUGCACUAAACACUUGUUCUCUAAGACAUUUACUCUUAAUGAAAUAUAUUGUGAAAA
This is a messenger RNA of Chelonia mydas (Green sea turtle), 757 nucleotides long. RefSeq names its product NADH:ubiquinone oxidoreductase subunit B8 (gene NDUFB8). Gene Ontology annotation, cellular component: mitochondrion. Gene Ontology annotation, biological process: mitochondrial electron transport, NADH to ubiquinone. The transcript is spliced from 5 exons. The record is from RefSeq and is a predicted model, not a curated record. Bases 57 to 629 code for a protein of 190 amino acids. NCBI's taxonomy places the organism in Eukaryota, Metazoa, Chordata, Testudines, Cheloniidae.